AUGGGCGUUCAACCCAGUCAAUCAAUGUCAAUGCACACCAUGGGCGUUCAACCCAGUCAAUCAAUGUCAUUGUACACCAUGGGUACUCAACCCAGUCAAUCAAUGCCGAUGUACACCAUGGGUGCUCAACCCAGUCAAUCAAUGUCAAUGUACACCAUGGGUGUUCAACCCAGUCAAUCAAUGUCAAUGUACACCAUGGGUGUUCAACCCAGUCAAUCAAUGUCAAUGUACACCAUGGGUGCUCAACCCAGUCAAUCAAUGUCAAUGUACACCAUGGGUGGUCAACCCAGUCAAACAAUGUCAAUGUACACUAUGGGUGUUCAACCCAGUCAAUCAAUGUCAAUGUACACCAUGGGUGCUCAACCCAGUCAAUCAAUGUCAAUGUACACCAUGGGUGCUCAACCCAGUCAAUCAAUGUCGAUGUACACCAUGGGUGCUCAACGUAGUCAAUCAAUGUCAAAGUACACCAUGGGUGGUCAACCGAGUCAAUCAAUGUCGAUGUACACCAUGGGUACUCACCCCAGUCAAUCAAUGUCGAUGUACACCAUGGGUUUUCAACCUAUUCAAUCAAUAUCGAUGUACACCAUGGGUACUCAACGCAGUCAAUCAAUGUCGAUGUACACCAUGGGUUUUCAACCUAUUCAAUCAAUAUCGAUGUACACCAUGGGUACUCAACGCAGUCAAUCAAUGUCGAUGUACACCAUGGGUGCUCAACCCAGUCAAUCAAUGUCAAUGUACACCAUUGGUGUUAAACCCAGUCAAUCAAUGUCAAUGUACACCAUGGGUACUCAACCCAGUCAAUCAAUGUCAAUGUACACCUUGGGUGUUCAACCUAGUCAGUCAAUGUCAAUGUACACCGUCGGUGCUCAACCAAGUCAAUCAAUGUCAAUGUACACCAUGGGUGCUCAACCCAGUCAAUCAAUGUCGAUGUACACCAUGGGCGCUCAACCCAGUCAAUCAAUGUCGAUGUACACCAUGGGUGCUCAACCUAGUCAAUCAAUGUCAAAGUACACCAUGGGUGGUCAACCGAGUCAAUCAAUGUCGAUGUACACCAUGGGUACUCAAUCCAGUCAAUCAAUGUCGAUGUACACCAUGGGUUUUCAACCUAUUCAAUCAAUAUCGAUGUACACCAUGGGUACUCAACCCAGUCAAUCAAUGUCAAUGUACACCUUGGGUGUUCAACCUAGUCAAUCAAUGUCAAUGUACACCGUCGGUGCUCAACCCAGUCAAUCAAUGUCAAUGUACACCUUGGGUGUUAAACCUAGUCAAUCAAUGUCAAUGUACACCAUGGGUGCUCAACCAGAAUCCAGUUCCAGUGUAGUUAAACCUACUGCAUCACCAUCAGAAUCCAGCUCCAGUGUUUCUCAAGCUACUCCGUCACCAUCAGAAUCCAGCUCCAGUUUUGUUCAACCUACUACUCUAUCACCAUCAGAAUCCAGCUCCAGUAUUGUUCAACCUACUCCAUCACCAUCAAAAUCCAGCUCCAGCAUUUUUCAACCCACUCCAUUACCAUCACAAUCUAGCUCCAGUGUUUUUCAACCCACUCCGUCACCAUCAGAAUCCAGUUCCAGUUUUGUUCAACCCACUCCAUCAUCAUCAGAAUCCAGCUCCAUUGUUGUUCAACCUACUCCAUCACCAUCAGAAUCCAGCUCCAGUAUUGUUCAACCUACUCCAUCACCAUCAGAAUUCAGGUCUAGUUUUGUUCAACCCACUCCAUCAUCAUCAGAAUCCAGCUCCAUUGUUGUUCAACCCACUCCAUCACCAUCAGAAUCCAGCUCCAGUAUUGUUCAACCCACUCCAUCACCAUCAGAAUCCAGCUCCAGUAUUGUUCAACCCACUCCAUCACCAUCAGAAUCCAGUUCCAGUUUUGUUCAACCCACUCCAUCAUCAUCAGAAUCCAGCUCCAUUGUUGUUCAACCUACUCCAUCAUCAUCAGAAUCCAGCUCCAGUAUUGUUCAACCUACUCCAUCACCAUCAGAAUUCAGGUCCAGUAUUGUUCAACCUACUCCAUCACCAUCCGAAUCCAGCUCUAGUGUUGUUCAACCCACUCCAUCAUCAUCCGAAUCCAGCUCCAGUUUUGUUCAACCUACUACUCUAUCACCAUCAGAAUCCAGCUCCAGUGUUGUUCAACCCACUCCAUCAUCAUCAGAAUCCAGCUCCAUUGUUGUUCAAACUACUCCAUCAUCAUCAGAAUCCAGCUCCAUUGUUGUUCAACCCACUCCAUCAUCAUCAGAAUCCAGCUCCAGUGUUGUUCAACCAACUCCAUCGUCAUCAGAAUCCAGCUCUAUUGUUGUUCAACCCACUCCAUCAUCAUCAGAAUCCAGCUCUAUUGUUGUUCAACCCACUCCAUCACCAUCAGAAUCCAGCUCCAGUGUUAUUGAAAUUACUUCAAGUACAUUCACAUUCAGUUCCAGUGUCAAAGCCGUGACAAGCUCUGUUUCAGUUGCCACAACGUCUCCCACCGAUUCUCCAACAACCCUCCCUACAGUGAAAAUAACUACAUUCGGGAUUGUGAUGAUUAUUCUCGGCGAUUAUAGAAAUGAACUAAGUAAUAGCAGCAGUCAAGAAUAUAAAGAAUUAAGUUCAAAUAUUAAGGGUUUCCUGAUAACAUUAUAUCAACCAUUCCCAGGAUUUCUUGGCAUUAGGAUUAUUUCGUUCUCACCAGGAAGCAUCGUUGUGGAUUUUGAUGUAAUAUUCAACUCAGCUGAAGCUAACACUACCGUUCAAGAAGUUAUUGAGCCAAUCCAAAAAGCGAAGGCUGAUCCCACCGCACCAUUUACAAUUUCAUCAGUAGCAGAAGACAAAAAGGUCUUUCAAACUACUCCAGCACCAUCAGAAUCCAGUUCCAGUUUUGACGGUACGUUUUAA
This is a messenger RNA of Dendronephthya gigantea, 2868 nucleotides long. Its product is annotated as flocculation protein FLO11-like. The record is from RefSeq and is a predicted model, not a curated record. Gene Ontology annotation, biological process: cell differentiation. Bases 1 to 2868 code for a protein of 955 amino acids. NCBI's taxonomy places the organism in Eukaryota, Metazoa, Cnidaria, Anthozoa, Malacalcyonacea, Nephtheidae. The transcript has a single exon.